Haemonchus placei is the source of this 334-nucleotide messenger RNA. Lineage: Eukaryota; Metazoa; Nematoda; Chromadorea; Rhabditida; Trichostrongylidae. The record is from the annotation of a GenBank genome assembly.
AUUGUAUAAACAUUAAUUCACACUCGAGAACAGGAAAAAUCUACAAAGAAAAAUUGUAAUUCAUCAUUCCGCAGUCUUAACCAUAUCUGUGAGCUCCUUUUUGAAAGACAUCACGACUGAAUCGCAGAAUCUUUCUCGAUUGAAUGGAUCGUCCACCUUGGAAUAUAUUUCCGUGCUCAUCACAGUACUGGAUAAGUUUCCAGUUUUAGUGGUUUGAAGAAAUUUCGCUAUCGCAAAGCUUUCUCUGAGUCCAGACCUUCGGAAGACUCGCAUCAAGCCGGAGAAAUAUUCGAACGACGCUGUCGGGAUAUAGAGAAGAUUUCGUUCGGCAUGA